Messenger RNA from Python bivittatus (Burmese python), 3795 nucleotides. RefSeq names its product synaptotagmin 15 (gene SYT15). Gene Ontology annotation, molecular function: clathrin binding; SNARE binding; calcium-dependent phospholipid binding. Gene Ontology annotation, biological process: calcium-ion regulated exocytosis. The record is from RefSeq and is a predicted model, not a curated record. Lineage: Eukaryota; Metazoa; Chordata; Lepidosauria; Squamata; Pythonidae. Gene Ontology annotation, cellular component: plasma membrane; exocytic vesicle.
UUAUUCAACAGCCAAAGGCAAGCAAAGACAGACGGAGUUCUUGCUGCCUUCGCCUCUCUAAUUGCAGGUAGAGCAGAUCUGGGGAGGGGGGGAGCACAGCAGCUGCAGCUGAGGAGAAGCCCCACCGUUGCUGCUACCACCACCACCUCAGAUGCGACGGUCCCAGAGGACAGCAGGACAGAACAGCUGCUAGGGACAAGUGUGUGGAGAACUGGAUCCAAGUUGGAAUUGAGGCUCUGAGCUGCACUGCACACUUAAGAUCCUGGGAACCGCACUGUUUCUGUCUUCUAGGACUCAUGUCUGAACAGGUAGUUGCUGUGGCUGGCGGAGUGGUGGGUGGACUUCUUCUGCUGGUCCUUCUGGGGAUAGCAGCAUACCUUUUUUGGAAGAGUAAACAUCUCAAGGCCUCUUAUGAAGAACUGACUGAUCCUGUCACCCCAGUUUUUCAGGAUCCAGAUGUUGCUCAAUCAACUUCAGUUCCUUCUCAAAAUGCCAGAGCAAAAAGCGUUCCUUUCAUUGUUCCACCCAAAUUUCAUCGACAAGCAUGGACUGAUAUGACAAAUGGAGAACAGGUCCAAGAGGAGAACGACCUCUAUGUUACCCCAGAUUCUGGGCCUCGAUCCUCUUUCCAUUCUUUAGCUGGAGCAUACCUUAUAGGAACCAUUAAUCCAGAGCUCUACCGGUUUCCUGAAGACAAGAGCGAGACAGACUUCCCAGAGGGAAAUAUUGGCCGGCUUUGGUUCUCAGUGGAAUAUGAGAAGGAGUCGGAACGGCUCCUUGUGUCCUUGAUUAAAGCUCGAAAGCUGCAGCCUCCCUCCACUUCCUGCAACCCCUUGGUGAAGAUCUACCUCCUUCCUGAUGAGAGACGUUACUUGCAGUCUAAAACAAAACACAAGAAUCUCAAUCCUCAGUUUGAUGAGAAUUUUGUUUUCCAGAUUUCCAGCAGUGUUUUAUUUCAAAAGACACUGAAGUUCUGCGUCUACCAUGUUGACAAACAGAAGAAGCACAUUCUCCUGGGCCAAGUUAUCUUCCCCCUGAAGAAUGAAACCUUAGCUGAGGAUGGGAAAGUUGUUGUCUGGAGAGAUUUGGAACCAGAUACCCUGGAGCCACCUUCUGAACAUGGCGACCUCCAAUUCUCCCUCAGCUACAACGACUACCUGGCCCGUCUCACGGUGGUGGUGCUGAGAGCUCGAGGUUUAAAACUCCAGAAUGAAAGAAAUGCUCUUGGUGUGUUUGUCAGAGUGUCACUAAUGCACCAUAAUCAGUUCAUCAAAAGCAAAAGGACCACAGCAGUCAUUGGAUCCUCCAAUCCAUUAUACAAUGAGACUUUUAGCUUCAGGGUUGACCAGCUGGACCUUGAUGCAACCAGUCUGAGCUUGUCUGUUCUCCAAGGAGAUGAAACCUCCUCACUGGGCUGUGUGAUUGUUGGGCCCUUCAUGUUCACCCGGGGGAAGGAACUAGAACAUUGGAAUGAGAUGAUCAGUAAACCCAAGGAGCUGGUGAAAAGAUGGCACGCGCUGUCGCUUAGCAGCUGAAAGAUGGAGCACUUUCCUGUUUAACUUACAAGAGAGUUUAACGGUGGGUCCAUCUGAGGUACUUCCUGCUUCUGUUCAUCACAGAAGUUCUGUGACCCAGUGAUCAAAGACAAGGGACAACAUCUCUGAAGAGGCUGGAUCUCAUUCUGAUCUCAUGCUAGUGGAUGAUUUCAAAUCCACUGAACUGCAGUGAGAAGAUUAUGUGAUCCUAAAAAUGAGAAGUACUCAUCAGUCACUGAGAAAUGUGUGCUGGCUGUAUUGCUACAUUUACCAUAACUGACAUUUGAUGUGCUUAACCCCAAAGUUCUGUGAAUUAGUUUGAAUAAUGCAUCCUUAAGUAUAAUCCAGAGCUUAAAUCAAGGGGUUUAAGAGUACCUAUGACAGGGUGAUUUUUUUUUACCCCAAGCAAAUUACUGUUUAUGAAGCUACAACGUUCAAGGGAGUCUUCUAAAAUAAUAAUGCAGCAUUCCUGCUGAAAGCAUGGGCUAUUGAAAUGGAAUAAAUGGCAUAAUGGCUUCAUUUUAGCCAUUUAUUUUAGCCAGUUUGGGGUUAUUAACAGAAUACAACCUUCAAAAUACUUAAGCUGGAAAAUUCAGAUAGCUAAAGGCUGAUGUUUCCAUCACAACUCAGUGGAAGUCUGCUGUCUAAAAUGUUUCCAUAGCUUAUUUAUUGUUCAUCUUGGAAAUACCCCUCUAGACUUGUAGGAUCUCAUACAGGGAUCCAGUGGUUAUUAAUGAAGAACUGAAUAAACUUGCACAACCAGAAUGGUGUAAGUUUCAGAUAGUUGCUUUAGUAAGCAACUUCAUAAAUAUUCAAGCUGUCUCCCUGGUGAAAUAUCCUCUGCUUACUAGCGGCAGUAGAAGAAAUGGAGACUGGUUUCUAUCAUGGAGUUGUCAGAAAAUUCGGUUCUAUUGGCGAAAGAGUAAUAGUUUAAUCCUUUCAAUAGCGAGGAACAAUCACACUCCAUGAGUUAUUUCUCUACCCUCAGCAACAAUUAACUAAUUACUUGCCUCCUAAUCUGGCAAAGAGCUGGCAAGUAAACACAACAAUGGGGAAAUCAAGGAAAACUGAUCUAUGGAACCAGUGCUGUAAUCCCUGUGUUAUUGGAAUUGUUUCCUGCUGCAUGAAGACUUCGCCUAUUUUCGUGCUGGUCUGAAACAGCUAGCUAGGCAAAAUUCUGCAUUAGUAAGGCAAGUGUUUUAGCUACUACAUGAUUCUUGAAGACCAAAUUAUAAACCUGUACAUAAAUACAAAAAUGUUCACAUAGUAGGGUUCCUCCACCCCAAAACCCCACCUUUCUAUCUGAGAUUCAGUCGAGUAAAUUCUACUUGUGAUCCUUUGCUAUGUUCACAAAUAACAUGUACAUUAUUUAAACAAACUUAGGAAAACAAAUCAAAUGAUUUCAGAAACUCUUCUGAGAGUCAACUCGUGAUCUUUUGCAGCUAUUAAUUUAUUCCUUAGCUCAACAUCUCUUGAGCAAAGGGGAAAAAAAAAAAAUCAGGAAAUUAGUUGAAACAGGAACAGCUUUUCUCCAGAACAGGAUACAGUAUUAAUGAGUCCAGUGCUGUUUUGCAAAAGCACAGGAUUUUACUCUUUACUGCAUUUAUGGUUAAAGGAGUUCUGGUAAAGUGCCAUGUCCUUCACUGAGUGGAAAACAAAGACUUUACACAUUGUGCUGAAAUAACGCCAUUUGUUUCAUUUGGGCUUAGCUCACAGUGGGAAUCUAGGCACUGUGGUCUGUAGACGACGCUGUAGUGUUCAUGCCCCUAUGAUUAGAGAUGAGCUUGUAAAUGCUGAUUGGCAGAUAAUCCAAAUGUGUCAAUGCACAUCAACACACCAUUGUGGCUAAUGCUGGAAGAGUACCAUCUCUUUUAUUGUAGGGUGGGGCACAUGGUUGCAAACCUUCUUUGCCCAGGAUCACCACAGUGCUGGCAGCCGUAACGUGGUUUCAGCUCGUGAAAACUCCUAUGUUUUGUAAACCACGCUUAGAGUGAUGUGUGAAUCCAGCUGAUUAUGCUUUUCUUAACAAACCGUGAUCGAGCAAAUGCAGACUGAGCAUCACGUCUGAACCCACCACCGUGCUGUGUUCUGUGUUGGCUGCUAUUUUGCAAAAGAACAUGUAUUUGGUAUCACUUGAAAUGUCUUGGAGUCAUAUAAUGUGUAUUUUUGAUGGUCUGUCAUGUAUUGUAUUUUGUUAAAAUAAAUAUUGCAAAGCCUGAGAAACAAGGCAUUUCUCCUGUCCCUCUCAAGUGGGCGCUGU